Molecule: messenger RNA, 2386 nt
Organism: Schistocerca americana (American grasshopper)
Lineage: Eukaryota; Metazoa; Arthropoda; Insecta; Orthoptera; Acrididae
Product: medium-chain acyl-CoA ligase ACSF2, mitochondrial-like
Exons: 14
Coding region: 27-1760 (577 amino acids)
Biological process (GO): fatty acid metabolic process
Molecular function (GO): medium-chain fatty acid-CoA ligase activity
Source: RefSeq, a predicted model, not a curated record
CGCCGAGACCACAGCUAGCAGACGCGAUGCGAGUGAUUCUGCGGCACAGUUUCGGCACUGCUGUGCUGCUCUGCAUAAGGAGAUGCAGCCAGCAGGCGUGGCGGCCCAGCUACUGGCACCAGCCGGGCGCGCAGCCGCUGCUGGCGCUGACCAUGGGCCGGCUGGUGGAGCAGGCGGCGCACCGCUACGGCGACCGGGAGGCCGUCGUCUCCCAUCAGCAGGGCGCCAGGCUCUCCUUCCGGCAGGUCCACCAGGAGGUGGACCGACUGGCAGCGGGUCUGAUGUCGGUGGGGCUGUCCCGCGGCGACCGGCUGGGCUUGUGGGGUGGCAACUGUCUCGAAUGGUACGUCACGGCACUGGCAGCUGCACGUGCUGGGCUUGCACUUGUCUGCCUCAACCCGGGCUAUGAGGCUGCCGAACUAGGGCACUGCCUCUCCAAGGUGGAGGUUCGUGGUCUGGUGGCCACAGCCAGUGGUUAUGACAGGCUGCAGAAACUUUUGCCAGAACUGGGAAGCAGCAAACCGGGGAAGCUGCGGAACAAGGAGAUACCCAGCCUCAGCACCGUCAUCCUCACAGGCACCGAAGCUGCUGCGGGAACAUAUGGUUACAAUCAAGUAAUGGAUCUUGCGACAAAUGAAAACUUGGAACGAGUCUUAAAUCUCCAGAAGGACAUUCAGCCUGAUGAAUGCUGUCAGAUCCAGUUUACAUCAGGCACAACUGGAAAGCCAAAGGCUGCUGUCCUGACCCACCACAACAUUGUGAACAACUCUUUCUGUGUCGGGAAACGUCUACAGUUCAAUGAGAAGCAACAUCGCAUCUGCCUACAAGUGCCUCUCUUCCACUGCUAUGGAUUCUGCAAUGGGCUCCUUGCUGCGCUGCAUUAUGGGUCAACACUUGUUCUGCCUUCAGUGUCCUAUAGUGCAAGGGCAUCUUUGGAAGCCAUUGAAAAGGAGCGAUGUACAGCAGUGUAUGGCACGCCCACUAUGUAUGUGGACCUAGUGUCACUGAUUGAGUCUGGCGACGUGAGUCGUUACAGCUCACUGCAGUUUGCACUCAACAGCGGUGCCCUCAUCACAGAGCAGUUGUUCCGGCAGGUGCAGGAGAAGCUCAGCCUCAAUAAAGUCUGUUCUGUGUAUGGACUUACAGAGACUAGUCCAGUGGUGUUCCAGUCAUUGCAGUCUGAGUCACGAGAUCACAUGCUCACCACUGUGGGACAUGUCUCUGAACACGUUGAGGUGAAAGUCAUUGACAAGGAAGGAAAGAUGGUGCCAAUAGGUGAACCAGGAGAAUUAUGCAUUCGUGGUUAUGUCACCAUUAGUGGCUAUUGGGCUGAUGAGGCCAAGACUCGAGAACUGAUUGAUGAGAAUGGCUGGCUGAAGACAGGGGAUUUAUUUAUUCUGAAAGAGGAUGGCUACGGAAUGGUAGUUGGACGCUUAAAAGACAUGAUAAUCAGGGGUGGUGAGAAUAUUUCCCCUAAAGAAGUUCAGGAGCUGCUGGAGACUCAUCCAGAUAUACUGGAGGCACAAGUAUUUGGGAUUCCACAUGCAAGAUUAGGUGAACAGGUAUGCUCAUGCAUCCGAAUAAAAGAAGGAUCUGGGCUCACACCUGAGAAAGUCCAAGAAUUUGCAAAGGGAAAGAUUGCAGGUUUUAAAAUUCCAAAAAUAAUUGAAAUUGUUGCUGAAUUUCCAAGAACAACAUCUGGAAAAAUCCAGACUUUCAAGCUAAGAGACGCUUUCAUGACGAAGUAUCCUGCUCAGUAACAAGCCAUAUUGAAUGCAGUACAGUGUUGUGGCAAUGAGAAUUUCAGAGUAUGAACAGUUGUAGCAACUCAACCAGUGCCAUCCUGAUGAAGAACUCAGUUUACCAAAGAUGAAGAAGUAUUAUUGAAUGAGGGUGUAUAGUUCCUAGUGAACUGAACUUGUAGAGCAAGAGUUUCCUCCAACUAGGAAGUUCAUACCAUAGCAGGAUUAAACAACAUUUCCAGACAGUUCACAAGCAGAGCAGAGUGGGAAGCUGUUUGUGAAACAGUCGAAGCCAAUGAGUUAACAGCAGAAUGAAUCUGAUUGCACAUGUUUCUGUCAACAGUAUUAAGUGAUAUUGUGCAAUAUUACAAAAUGAUGCAGCUUGUAAAAGAGUACUAGUUUGUUCAUAAGAAGUUAAGAACUGCAACUUUAUAGAAAUUUGUUCAAGUAACAAGACAUUUCAAUUUCUGAAUUCCUGAACAAAUAUUUUUUAUACAAUUUUGAUGUAAAAUAUUUUUAACGUGAUAUUUGUACUCAGCUUUCAGCAAAAUGCAUGAAAAUAGACUUCAGUUAGCAGGCUAACUAAGCAUGUAUUAUAUCUAUUCAUGCAAUCCGAAAUAAAUUUCUGGAAUUUAUGCAACAUU